AUGGAAAUUCCACCGGACUCGGACUGGCGGACAGCAAGUGGCUCCUCCAUGAUCUCCAUAGGAACACACCGACUCUUUGUAUCGGUCAGUGGCCCUCCGCUCAACACUUCAGAUCCGCUCAUCGUCAUUCUCGCCGGCGCUGGCGAUGUCGCAUCAUCCUACAUAGCCCUCACACAAGUCGUUGCCACAAAGGCCCGGAUCCUGAUCUACGACCGCUCUGGGCUCGGCCGCAGUGAGACAGGUCCGCCAAGUUUAUCAUGCUCGCCAGCCGUGACUGCCGCGGGCGAUCUACACAGCCUCCUUCAGUCUAUGAAGCUCUCUCCUCCCCUAAUCCUAGUAGCCCAUUCGUAUGGGGCAAUUGUUGCCCGCGAAUACCUCCAUCUGCACGCUGACGCCGUCGCCGGCAUGGUCCUAGCGGACGGCUCGACGGAGCGUCAGAGCGACUAUUUCCAGAUCCCAGAUCCCAACCUCGUCGCUGUGCUAGGCGAUCUGCGCUUUGCCCAGGUAACAGGACUGCGGGCGCAGGCAAAGCUCUCGCGAGACGAGUGGCGAACGCGGGCAAUUGAUAUUGCGCGCGGAGCAGCUGCCGCAGCGGCCGAGGCGAAUGCGCUCGUGGUCGUAUGCGAUACGUUGCGCUCCAAGCGGCAGCUAGAGCGCAGGGCUCUGGGGGUGAAACCGCUUAGCGUGAUCCGGUGUAAUAGCCCGGGCGACUAUGAGCGGAUUUACAGCCGAGGCGUCGAGGUGGGGAAUGGGUCUGACCUACAGCGGAAGGCGUUGAGGGAGCUUUUGGAUCGGUGGCCUACGAUUGAUCGGGAUCUUCAGGAAAGCCAGCUGGGGCUGUCGAUGACAACGCAUCUGGUGCAUGUACCAGACUGCGGGCAUAAUGUGCACUUGAUCCGUCCGGACGUGGUGGCAAGGGAGAUCGGGUGGGUUUUGGAACAUCUGCAGCCGCUAGAACAGAAGUUGUAG
Molecule: messenger RNA, 969 nt
Organism: Penicillium chermesinum
Lineage: Eukaryota; Fungi; Ascomycota; Eurotiomycetes; Eurotiales; Aspergillaceae
Product: alpha/beta fold hydrolase
Exons: 1
Coding region: 1-969 (322 amino acids)
Source: RefSeq, a predicted model, not a curated record